Molecule: messenger RNA, 3818 nt
Organism: Seminavis robusta
Lineage: Eukaryota; Bacillariophyta; Bacillariophyceae; Naviculales; Naviculaceae
Source: the annotation of a GenBank genome assembly
GAAUCUCAAUCGGAUCUUCCAUCCCUUCCCUUCGAUCCUCGCGAGAAAAAUGAGUGCGCUGGCAGUGGUUGGCUGUUGUUGGCUGUGGCUCGUCAAUGACACAGAAACACAGAAACCCAAGGCGAUUGAUUAGGCAGCUGUGGAUGGCAAGUCUUAAUAGGAUUGUUGGAUAGCAUAUUUGAGAGGCCGACCAGUUCAACAUGAAUGGUUUUCGUCGAUCAGGGACCAGUGGGCGCCGUCGAUUGUUGCCGAGAGAUGGAGUAGUAUUAUUGCCACAAAGGCCCAAGGCGCCGUUGCCGAUGAGAAGCCACUCUUCUACGGCAACAGUUGUCUUUCCAAGGAGAGUCCCUGCUGCAUCGGUCGAAAGCAACCAACAACAACGGAGAUUUUCUGCGUCCUUUCCUGCUGCGAAUGCUGCUGAUGCUCAGACGUUGCUGUCUGUCCCCGAAGCAAAGGCGAGGACUCAAGCCAUGGAAGAUCCAGAGUUCCACAUUGCUGGAAGCUUAUCGGAUUUUGGUUGGCAGGAAAUGGCUCACUUGAUCAAGUCUUGGUCACAGCACAAGACCGAAGAGAGUGUGGGCUUGUCGUUUGCUCUGCUGGAACGGCUUCUCGUGGAACAAGAAGUGCUGAUGCAAAAUCCAAGUGUGCUAGCUGCCACUAAUCCUGGCGAGAACCAGCCAGUAGCACAACCACUGAUGAUGAGUGAUGAAGAACGACGAGAAAAACAAAUGCUGUCACGAGAGUUGCUGAAUACAGGGCUACUCAAUGAGGUCGUGAACAAUUGGAGAAAUGCCUGGAAAACACAAAACACGAAAAUAUCACCCAGGCGCAUUCUUCCACAACUAGAAGGGUACAUCGACCGAUCCCCAUCACUUCACCCCGACACCAAAACCUACAACAUGGUCAUGGACGCCGUCACGAAACGAUUCAGCAAAAAGACGGCCGAGCAGUUGGCAGGAGAAAUCUUCCACCGAAUGACCAACACUACCCCACAUUCCUUGUCGGAUCCAUCCUUUCAAUGGACGCCGACUCCAACCAUCAAUGGAAAACUACGAUGCCUAAACGACAUUUCUCCCGAUGGCUACACCUAUUCCACAAUCAUCAAAGUCUACACGUACUCGCAAAAUCCAAAAGCAGCCGAAGAAAUCUUGAGUCGCCUGCACAAGGAUUACAUUGAUGGGAAAUCGACAUUACAACCCAACGCGCGCAUGUUUACAGCCUGUAUCAAUGCAUGGGCUCAUUCCCAGGCGCCGGAUGCUCCCGAAAAAGCCGAGUCUCUUGUACGGGUGAUGCAACUAUUGGACGAGGAACAAGAAUUAGACGAUAUCAAACCGACCGUGUUCACCUUGAAUGCCUUGCUCAACUGCUGGGCAAAGUGUGGACGCCCUGACGUAGGAGAAUACGCCGAAAGGAUACUGAGGGAAAUGCCGACUGUCUAUGGUGUGACACCCGAUUUGGUGUCGUACAAGACAGUGUUGCACCUGGUGACCAACGUUGCACCCAAUGUCGAAAUUGCCGAGGCAGUCUUUCAUCGAAUGCAGUCAUCAUCAUACCCGCGAUACAUUGAUCACGAGACGUAUCAGUUAAUGUUGAGGGCACUACAUGAAAAUGCAAGCAAGAUACAUAACGUGGCAGAAAAAGUAGAAUGGUAUCUGAAACGAAUGAUAGAAGAAGGCAUACAACCCAAGACAACCACAAUUUAUAACCAUGUGCUAGGGGCAUUGGCGCAUUCCAAGUCGCCACAAGCUGGAGGACGUGCCUAUAGAAUAUUCAAACACAUGAGAGAACCUCCCGAGGGAAGAAACAUCAAGCCGACACAACCCAACAAGUUGACGUAUAAGUAUGUGAUGAUGGCCCUUGCCAGUACCGGCCAAGCCAAGUUGGCGGAACAAGUCUUCUGGCGCAUGUUUGGUGAUUAUCGAAGGGGAAACAAAAAGGCCAAACCAACUCGAACGACACUGAACUUGGUUGUGUCCGCCUGGGCUGCAACUACCAAGAUAUCAGACGAGGAACGAGUCAAGUCGAUUCUGUCGCUUCUUCGUCGGGUGGUUAGUCUCAACGAAAACGCCGUCCAGCCCGACGUAACAACAGCAAACACGUUCCUGCACUGUCUUUCCAAACUGAGCUCGGACGAAGCCCGGUUUCAGGCCGAACGGUGUCUUGAUGAGCUGGAGAAAGACUGGAAAGCAUCCAAAGAUGAGUCGGUUAAACCUGACAUAAUAUCUUAUUCCAGUGUUAUGAAGGCUCAUGCCAACGUGGGUGAUAUCAACAGGACAAGGGAAGUACUCCAUCGAUGUAUAGAGGAGUACCGAAAUGGGAAUGAAACAGCAAAGCCAGAUAUUAGAGCCUUUAACCAUGUGCUCCUGGCAAUUGCUCGAGGUGCAAGGGGUAGGAACUUGGGUGCUGGCAAGCUGGCAGAUGAUGUCUUCCAGCAAAUUCAUGAGUACCACCAGGCGGGCAUCAUUGACGAAUUACCCGACAAAACGAGCUACGACAUCACAAUGUCUUGUUGGGCGAACUCAGGAAGCAAACAUGCGGGAGAGGAAGCGGAGAAGAUUCUACACACCAUGGAAGAAAUGGCAUCGAAAGGUCGCCCAAAACUGGAACCAGAUACAGUCUCAUACAGCACGGCCUUGAUGGCACAUGCAAAGAACGCUGAUGUUAAAAAAGCAGAGGACCUUUUGAAGAAGAUGCUUGUGGGUUACGGAGAAGGAAACGAGAAACUGAAACCAAACCUGCAAACCAUAAAUACGUUCCUGUCCGCAGUAGCACAGUCACGGGAACCCGAUGCAGGAGAAAAGGCAGAAUCGUAUUUGCGGGAAAUGCUGGAAGCUAAUGACGUCUUGUCCGUCAAACCCGACGUGGUGACUUUCUCUAUUGUCAUCACAGCUUGGGCCAAUUCAGGAGAUCCCAGGGCAGCAGAGCGGGCAAAGUCAAUCUACCGAGAAAUCGAGCUUCUGUCGCUGAAACAGGAAUGUGAUCUCAAAUUGGACAACGGGUUUUAUCAAUCUAUGCUUCGGGCAUUCGCAGUCACAGGUGAUGUCGAGGCAGCGGAAUCUCUUUUGGAAAUGAUUCGUCAUACCGAUGAGGCAUCCAUCAGGCCAGAUCGGUACAUGUUCCAAGCUGUGUUGCAGGCAUACACCAGAAGCAACCAAGGCUUGGACCACGCCGACAAUGCUGACGCUUUAUUGCAGGAAAUGAAAGGCCGGUCAGUCGAGAACGGAGCAUUGUAUCCUGAUAGAGAAUGCUACCAUUGCGUCCUUGAAUGUUGGGCGAAUUCCAAGGAUCUAAGCAAGGCUGCAGAACGAUCGGAGGCUCUGCUGUUGGAGAUGGCAAGGAACCUACGCGCCAACACGAAACCUACUCCAUUGACUUACAGUCGGGUGCUGAAUACCAUGGCCCGGGCGGGUGACACCGAACGCACAAAGGCUCUUCUGAGAUGCAUGUACCAAAAACCAGGGAUGGAAUCCACCUUGGGAGCAGCCCUUCCCAUGUGAGAUGGUCUAUAGGUAUAGGUACCUGUCUUCACAGAUUUGGUUGUGGUUGGACCCUCUGAGGCCUAGGCGCGGGGUUGCUUGUGGGCUCUUUGUGAGCCGUCCAGCGCUGGUCGCUCUAGCCCGGUGGUGAUAGAUAGUCAGCACAAUCUUUUUCCAGCCCUUCUAAGGGUAUCUUGUCUUGUAAGGCUUUAUCAGGAAAGGGAUCAAUCCGCCAUUGCGCCAUUAUUGGCUUCCUCCUGUUUCACCGGGAUAGACUAGAUAUCAGAAACGGAAUAAUCGAAUAACCCCUUGCAUAGAAACUCUAUGCUGCGUCACGAUCCA